Messenger RNA from Spizellomyces punctatus DAOM BR117, 1817 nucleotides. RefSeq lists its product as uncharacterized. Bases 27 to 1715 code for a protein of 562 amino acids. The transcript has 5 exons. The record is from RefSeq and is a predicted model, not a curated record. Lineage: Eukaryota; Fungi; Chytridiomycota; Chytridiomycetes; Spizellomycetales; Spizellomycetaceae.
GCCCCUCCUCAACAGACUAAUGCUCAAUGCAGGUACAAGAACUGCAAUGGCGAGUGUUGUUGAGAUGCUGCCUCCUCUUAUCCCUUCUCCCGACGGUCCAACCACAAGCCGAUAGCCAAAUUGUUAACGUUGCUCUGCGAGUCCAACGAGACCUUAGCCAUGCGGUCCCAAUAAAUCGAGUUGCGGGUGCAGGAAUAUCGUUGAAGGAUACCAUUCUGAAAGGAAAUUACUCUCUCGCCGCAUUAAGUCAGACAGAAAAGCUUGUGCUGAACCUUGUCAAAAGGCUCGUUUUGGACAUAUAUUGGGAUAAUCGACGGAAACAAUGGCAAGUGUGUCCGGUAGCCUAUCCUCAUGGUACUCAAGCUCAACCCGCAAUGGGGGCUACGCCGGAUGAAGUUAUACUGGGAAACGUCACUUGCUCCAAAGUCCCAUAUACUGUAGCGGAUAUUGGAGCGGCCAUUCGUCAAUCCUUAACAUCUGGACAAGGCUCGCUUAACGCUGUGAUAGUUCUCGUAUUGAACCUCCACGACCUUCAAGUUCCCAUCCCCGCCGAUGCAACGGUUCCAACGACCUUUUCCACAAUCAGUCAAUCCCUUAAUAGUGGUGGAAUAUUUACACCGAAAAUGCUAACUCAAUUCCGAUCAAACCUUGCCGCCAACGCGACGAGUCCUUACUUUACCAUGUCCACCGAUCCAGCGACAGGCAAACUGACGACACCGAAUGGAUGGCCUAUGGGGAAGUUGCUGAUUGCCAAUGGAACGCAGAUUUUGGUCGGGUUUGGGCAAAAUGGUCUGAGUGCAGGCUCGGGCUAUGAUCCCUCCGUCGAUCAGGACGUUGUGUUCAGUGCCCAAGAGAUUAACGGCAUGCCCAGCAUCAGCACUACAGAGCUGAAUUCAGAUAUCACAUCAUGUGCCAAACCCGGUCCCACAAUUGCCAUGAAUGGCACUGGCUUUGAUGUUUCAGACUCACGGUAUUCACUGCAACCUUCUAAUGCAACGAACGACACAUCGCUGUCUUGGAGUACAUGGAGCUUCCCUUAUGUAGUGGAUACACCUUCCAAACCAUUUACGCCAGCUGUUGUAUCCAAGUUGGUUGAAUGCGGCUUUCAACCUUUAUUUUUGAUAAAUUUCUCCGUGGAAGCAAUGAAUGCUAGUGUGUGGAGUUGGGAGGAUGGGCAGCCUUCUGGAGCGCAUGGCCUGGAUUGUGCGGUUAUUAAAAGGAGUACGGGGCGAUGGGCUGUGGAUCGAUGCCAAACAGCAUUGCCUGUAGCUUGUCAGCGCCUCCCACCAAAUGCAACCCAGGCAGAUCCAUAUGAUUGGAUCAUUGUCAACAACAGAAAGAUAUUUGAAGAAGCUGUGGAUGCCUGCCAGCCACCCUAUGUCUUUAAUGUUCCACGGACUGCACAAGAGAAUGCCGCUCUGGCCGACGCACUUAGGGCGACAGAUAUAAGCAAAGCCUGGAUCAACCUCAAUCAGGUUUUGCCCACUUGUUGGGUUGCUGGAUGGCAAUCCAAGUGUCCUUAUGAUGUCAAGGAUGCCAACCCUCAAGCGAUCAUUGGCGCAACACUUAAGCAGGGCAUAGUGAUCAUCCUCAUAUUCAGUAUCUUUCUGUUCUUUAAAUGCCGGAGACAGUUGAGAGUCAGUCGCUUGAAUAAGCGGAAAGCCGAAGUGAGACGCAAGAUUCGGCAGAAUGAUUAUGUUACUGUUCCGGCGUGAACUAGAGUAUUUGUCACUUUCAUCAUUGUACAUUAUACGAUACCUAACCAUUUCAGUAGUGCUUUUUUAUUAAUAUACCAAUAUCAUGCACUUGCAUCAAAA